AUUUUAAACGCGGUGUGUCAGAUAGUGUAAAUGACUUAAUAAUAAAAAGUGUGUUGGUGUGUUAUGUGUAGGCCAAGUUAAAAAGAUGUGUCUUUAAUCUAGAUUUAUGAAGCAGUCAUGUUUUAUAGAUCGUAAUCAUAAUCUAAUCACUUUAUCAAAAUUAGCAUUGUUUAUUAAUCAUUUGAAAGAAUAAUCAUGUCUUGUAAAUGAUUAGGUCAUCAUUAACUAAUCACUUGUAAAGACUUGUACAUAAAUGAACAAAACAUACAUAAAUUGUUAGCAUAUCAGUAAUUGCUGAUGAAUGUUUUGUAAAUUAUUAUAAAGUGUUACUGUUAUAUUGAUUGAGUAAACUCCACAACAGACCUGCUGAGCAUUUGGCAUUACAUCAGAACUGAAAUGACAGGACAGCUUUCAGGAACUAUUCUUCUCAUUUCAUUCAGGAAUCUCGCAGGUGGAGACUGAAAAUAAAGACAAACUGAAAAUGGCAGAAAGACUUUCUGAUAUACGGAUUGUGCUGUUGGGCAACACUGGAUCAGGAAAAAGUGCAUCAGGAAACACCAUCCUGAAUGAAGCUUUUGAUGCGAAAAACUCUACAGGAUCAGUUACAGAAAACUGUAUCAAACAAGAAGCAAUUGUGGAUGGACGCAGCAUAUCAGUUAUUGACUGUCCAGGUCUGUUUGACACUCGAGAUCAGAGUAAAGAAAUGCUGCGACAUGUAACGAGGCAGUGCAUGAACCUAUCUUAUCCUGGGCCUCAUGCAUUUCUGCUGGUCAUGAAACUGGGUGUGAAAUUUACAGAGCAGGAGAAGAAUGUUAUAAAAUGGAUUCAGGAGAACUUUGGAGAAGAUGCCAUCAACUACACCAUCAUUCUGUUCACUCAUGCUGACAAGCUGAACAGCAAGCCUAUAGAGACAUAUAUUGGUAAAAGCAAUGAGCUAAUGCAAUUGAUCAAGGCCUGUUGGGGAAGAUAUCACUCAUUCAGCAAUGAGAACAGAAAUAAUCGAGAUCAGGUCACAGAACUUCUGCAAAUGAUACGUAAAAUGGUUCUUUUUAAUGGAGGAAAGGAGUAUGCUUUUCAGAUAUAUAAAUAAAAGUUAAGCUAAAAGCUCAGCUUUAAAAGAUUGCACCGAGUAGCAUUUUGUGACGGUAAAACUACGUUUCUGUAAAUUAGAUCAGAUUAACAAGCAGAAUCACAUUUUUGAGAUUUGCUGCCUUUUUUGCUUGCCUUUAUCACAUGGCACACAAUAUACAAUAACAUUCACAGUAAUGUUAAGAAAAAUUUUAUCACAUAAUACAGAUUUUUUUUGUAUGUUUCCGCCUUUCAUUUAUUUUAAACAGCUGAUAUUUUCCACUUAAAGUCCAUUAAAGCACUGGCACUAGAACGUGAUUGUAUUUUGUCCUUAUAAACCUGUGAAAUGUAUUUAAAUGAUGUACAUUAUUCCCCAGUGACCCAUGCUUUGUGCCAAAUAUGAAGCAUGAUGUAUCAGAUUAAACACAAAAUAAAGCCUUUUGCAUAACUGAA
Molecule: messenger RNA, 1521 nt
Organism: Puntigrus tetrazona (Sumatra barb)
Lineage: Eukaryota; Metazoa; Chordata; Actinopteri; Cypriniformes; Cyprinidae
Product: GTPase IMAP family member 9-like
Molecular function (GO): GTP binding
Source: RefSeq, a predicted model, not a curated record